Molecule: messenger RNA, 1391 nt
Organism: Syzygium oleosum
Lineage: Eukaryota; Viridiplantae; Streptophyta; Magnoliopsida; Myrtales; Myrtaceae
Product: protein FAR1-RELATED SEQUENCE 5
Exons: 3
Coding region: 208-825 (205 amino acids)
Source: RefSeq, a predicted model, not a curated record
UUUACCAUGUCGCGGCCUUGUCAACGACACGACCAUCGGCUUCUUUUUACAGUUUCACCCACGAAGGCAAUCUGCUUCAGACGAACACGGUGAAGGCAAAUUGUCAAUAAAGGCUGUUUCGUCCUCAGACAAUUUUCUUGGGCUCCGUCUCUCACGGCAAAGAUCCUUUUUUUUUUGGUUGUGGGUGCUUGAAGGGGUCUGAUUCCAAUGGAUUUAGAAGAAGAAGCCAUUGAGUCUGUUAAAGGGGAGGAUGAUGACCAAGAAGAAAAUGCAAUUUCAGAGCCAUAUGUGGGGAUGGAAUUCGAUUCUGAAGAAGCUGCACGGAAAUUCUAUAUUGACUAUGCGAGACGGGUAGGAUUUGUAGUUCGAAUAAUGCAGCGUCGACGGUCAGGAAUUGACGGCAGAACACUUGCCCGUCGGCUUGGGUGUAAUAAGCAGGGUUUCUCACCAAAUCAGAAAGGUUCUCAUGGACCAGACAAGAAGCCACGGCCCAGUGCACGAGAAGGUUGCAAGGCCACAAUUCUAGUGAAGAUGGAGAAGUCUGGAAAAUGGGUGGUUACAAGAUUUGUAAAGGAUCAUAAUCAUCCUUUGGUUGUAACUGCGAAUGGAUUCAGUUCAAUGGGUGACAAGGAGAAGAAGAUCGAAGAACUUACUUUGGAAUUGGAACGUCAGGAGCAACUAUGCAUGGCUUACCGAGAACAAUUGCUUAGUUUUAUGGAUAAUGUAGACCAGCAAAAUGAAGAAUUAUCUUUGAAAAUUCAACCUAUUGUUGAGAAUCUCAAGAGAAUUGAAUCAGAAACGCAAAAGCAUUCUAUCUAUAGAUAAUGUGUCAUCCAUUUUGCCUAGUGAUGUACCAUAAGUGCAGGAAAUAUGUGAAUUAUUCAUGGUCAGCUCAAUUGAAGCUGCUUGAAUGCCACAAGAUUUGUUGUAUCGAUUCCUUAGUUCUGCAUGUUUAGUUUAGCAUAUUGGGGAGAGGAAGAAUAGGAGUUCUGCUUAGAAGGUUUAGCUGGUGUGUGAUGGUUCUGCAUAGAGCAAUGGAAGGAAAAUGGGACACAAGCAUCAGAAGGAAAGUUGAUUGGUCGUAUAGUUUGGUGUCUGUUCAUUUUAUGUCCUUUCUAGAGUUAGGAAGGCAGCUUCAACAUUGUCCUGACUUCUUUUCCUGCUAAAUAGAUGUUUCAUCUUAGGGUGUGUACUCAUUCUGUAUGGGAUAGUCAUGAUCAUUUGAAAGAAAGAGUCAACUGAAGACAGAUGAAUUUUGUGUCUGAGCGCAAUCAGUUGAGAUGGAAUCACAGAACUGUCUCAUCUUUCUGAAUCUCAUCCUUGUAUCUACCUCCUUUGGUAAAAGCAGACAAAAAGGUCAGAAAAGCAAGAGAUCAGUCGUGUUUUUAUUA